Molecule: messenger RNA, 4264 nt
Organism: Amblyraja radiata (thorny skate)
Lineage: Eukaryota; Metazoa; Chordata; Chondrichthyes; Rajiformes; Rajidae
Gene: slc39a4
Product: solute carrier family 39 member 4
Exons: 12
Coding region: 131-2176 (681 amino acids)
Biological process (GO): intracellular monoatomic cation homeostasis; zinc ion import across plasma membrane
Cellular component (GO): plasma membrane
Molecular function (GO): zinc ion transmembrane transporter activity; monoatomic cation:bicarbonate symporter activity
Source: RefSeq, a predicted model, not a curated record
GGUUAGAUAUAAAAAUCAUCAAAUUAAACCAGCAGCCCAUUUGAAACUCUUUGCCUCAGUAUCUCGUCUGGAAGUCUUUGAGUGAAGUUGUGUUGGAGAGAUUCUUUUCCUCUUUUUAUUGAUUUGCAGCAUGAUGACUGGGCUGUUUGCUCUGCUCCCUGUGCUCCUGGCUGCCCUGAAGCUGGCUGCCUCGCGAGGAGACGAAUCUCCCUCUGUCACUGGGCAGGAGCUCUUCAGAAGAGUGGUGGACCUUCUGGUGCCAGGGGAGGACAUCCUGACUGAGACGGCAGUCACCUCUUUACUAAGUGUCUUGGAGAACCGUGUGCAGUGUUCCGAGGUGCCGUGUGAAAAGUGUUUUUCAGCUGAUGAUAUUUUUGAAUUUGAUGGGAAGAACAGCAGCAACAACAACAGAACACUGACAUCGGAUGACUUUUUUCGUGUUGCUCCCGGCUUGCUGCUUUUCCUGAGUGACCCACAGAGAGUGUGCCAGGACAUACAGUCCAACAAGUGGGUGGAAGAAACAAUGGUGUUUGCAGAAAAUCUACUGAGGGCAAAUGAUACAAGCCAAAUCCAUGAGCUCACCUCUCACCAGGUGGAAGAAGUACUGCAGAAAAUACAAAAGAACUAUCUGACAGUGGCCAAGGGUCAGCCCUGUGUCAACUCAACUCAAAUCUUAGAAGAGUAUGAAUUGGUGUCCAACGGAAUGGCAGGAAUUAAUGUUGGCCACUUUUCUGCUGUAGUCCUUUACCACGUCUUACGAGGCGACUGCAUCCUCCAGCACCUAUUGCCAGGGCCUGAGUACUUCCUUAACUUUAUCUUUCACAUGUACCAUAAUGAAUCCAGGAACUUCACCAGAACAGAACUUGAAGACUUGAUGAGUAAAAUUGGUUUAGCUCAUGAUAACCAAGAAGAUCCAGACCACGGGCAUAGUGAAGGUCACGGGCAAGAGAGUGAAAGUGAACAAGGUCAUGAACACGAGGAAGAGCAUGACCAUAGUUCCCAUCGGCUGGCAAAUCAUAACCAGGAGGAGAAGGAGAAUACUACCUGGAACAUGAAAUGUUUUAGCUCCAGUGAAAUAAUGAUCAUCCAUCAGAUUGCGGCCAACGGCAUGAUUUCCCAGAGUGAUUUUGUUCAGCUGAGCCCUGCAUUAAUCCAGCAACUUCUGAGUGGAGCCUGCACCAGAACACAUCCAGGCACAGGCCGGCAGCAGUUUCAGCUGACCACUGCUGAAAGAUAUAUUUAUGGAUCAAUUGCAACGUUGCUUGUCAGCCUUUGUGCAGUGGUUGGGAUCGUGGUCGUUCUGUUCACCAGCUGUACCACUGCUUACCAGUAUGUCAUACAGGCGUUUGUAAGUCUGGCUGUGGGGUCACUCACUGGUGAUGCUGUGCUGCAUCUUAUACCCACGUUUCUUGGUUUACACUCUCACAGCAAUGGUCCUCAACACUCGGCACCCCCUCACAUCUGGAAGCUGUUGGCUGUUCUUGGAGGCAUCUAUAUAUUCUUUGUGAUGGAAAAGCUAUUUGGAAUAUUAAUCAAAGAUGAUGAUGAAAUGGAGCAUCACCAUUGCGAUCAUGAGUUGGCACUUCAAGCAUUUAAAAAGAAUCAGAAGAAUGAGCAGAAGAAAAAACAGACUGCAUCACAGGUUGAAUUGGUGUCCUCUGAAGUGUCCUUCGAAGGUGACGCGAGUGUACGUCCCAAUAAAGGUUUGCGAGUGCUGCCAUACAUGAUAGUGAUUGGCGACGGUAUCCAUAACUUUGCAGAUGGGCUGGCAUUAGGGGCAGCUUUCUCUGUCUCCUGGAAAUCUGGCCUUGCCACAACACUUGCAGUUUUAUGUCAUGAACUCCCUCAUGAAAUGGGUGAUUUUGCAGUUCUGCUGCAUUGUGGAAUUUCUGUGAAGAAAUCUAUCAUCUUGAACUUUGGCAGUGCCUUGACUGCAUUUAUUGGACUCUACAUAUCAUUAGGAGUUGCGACAGAUGAACUAGUGCAAGAAUGGAUCUUCACUGUAGCAGCAGGGCUCUUCCUAUAUGUGGCUCUUGCAGAUAUGCUUCCAGAGAUGUUGCGAGCAAAGAGCAAAAAUCCCUGGAUUCUAUUCCUUCUGCAAAAUGUGGGAUUAUUCGUUGGCUGGGCCAUUUUACUUUUGUUGUCACUCUAUGAAGAGCAAAUUCAAUUUGGAUAGAGCACAAUUUUUCUGCUCUGAAUAUUUUCUGUUGGGGCAGUUUAUGCAGAUCUUUAUUUUAAUCUUCACUGCGGGACAGUGGGCUGUAGUUAAAAAGAUGAUGGUGGAAGUUAUCUAUUGAGAAAUGUUUGAUCAGGCUAGCCAAUAUAAUGCAAUUUUAAGAGGUACGUGAGGAUACGCUUGGUCCCCAGAACGCCACCCAUCUUUCAAUUUUGAGGCCUCAUGAAGGAAGAAAUAAACAAAUAAAUAACACCAAGACUUUAUUAAGCCGACCAGAGGAUUUUGCAUUGACUGAAAAAAAAGUUGUCCUCACAAAAAAGCUACAUUCUAAUGGUGCUUGGGUUACUAUUGUUUACAAUAUGCACAGAUGAUUAAGAAAUAGAGUCUAAAACAUAGAUAUAUAAUUUACUGGUGUUGCCAAAGGUGUAACUUGGGGUUUAUAAAUAACGUGGACAGAGAAGACCAUAUACUAAGGGAGUUGGAUACAGUGGUCAGUACUAUUUAACAUGGGUAAAUCAGAGAGAUAGGGAAGUAAGUGGUAGCAAAUGAAAAUCGACAUUAAUAAGUAUGGUGAUGGUAUCCAGAGGUAUUGUGGAGAGUGGCAGAAAAGUGAGAAUGGUUGAAGUAACAAGGUAAGAGGAGGUGAACCACAGCAUGUGUCAGGGAGGAAACAGCAAGGUGUACAGUCAUGGAUGCAGAAGUCAAGUUGCAGAAAUCAUUCAACAAUUUAAACAAUGUAAAUAAAUUUGAGCAAAACACAAAGUGCUGGAGGAACUCAGUGGGUCAGUUAGCAUCUGUGGAGGGAAUGGACAGAUGGCGAUUUGGGUCAGGACUCUUCUUCAGACUGAGUUCCAUCUUCUCCAGUCUGAACCAGAAAUGUCUGUCCAUUCCCACCACAGAUGCUGCCUGACCCACAGAUUUCCGCUAUCACUGAGUUUCGAUUAACGUUCCAGCAGCUGCCAUUUCUUGCGUCUCCAUGUGUCAAUUAAACUCUGAUAACAUAUAUAUGACAGAUCAUCCACCACUUUUGUUAUGAAGGUAAGGUGAUCUAAACUUGUUGUUGAAUUAGAUUGGCUGUGAUUUUUCAUAUGCAAGUACACAUAUGUAAAAUUACAGUCAAUCUGCUACAACAAAUGCAUUCAGUGAGUAACUGAGGCAAAUCUGUAAUUUUGGUACAUUAUAAUUUUGUAAAUGUGUUAAAUGAUUCCAAACAUUUUCCAUUUGUCAUUGCUUUUAAAAAUUGAAUAACAUUUGACAAAAUGUCAGCCUUGACUCAGCUGUAAGGCUUGGCUCUGGGUUGGAAAGAUCAAACCCCUUGACACUGGAUUCCUGAAGGCGAGACUUAGUUGGAACGUUUUGUUAAAGCAAAGCUGGUGAAAUGGUGCAAGACAUUGGUACAUCCUGUGACGUUACUGCUAACGUGGGUUGACCAUGUUUACAUAAUACAAUGAUAACGUUCAUAUCUUUGAGUCAUUUCAACAUCAAGUGGAGACUGCCACUGAUGGAAAGGUUGACUUUGGGAGAGUCAUUUAAUUGAGUAUCUGUGUGGUCUCACAAGUGGUACGAAAGACUGUUGAGGAAGUUAAAUACAAUUAAUUCGAUAAAGGUGGAAUAAAAAGUCGGUAGUGAUAAUGAUGAAAGUACCCGAACUAAAACCCAUCCGUUUUAACAACAUUGUUCAGGGGAGGAAGUUUGCCCUUGAACAUCUGGUCUAUAUAUUAGACAAGAACCACAGCAAAGUGAUUUAGACUGUUUUCUAAACCUCCAGAAAUCAGAGGUGCAAAAGGGACUUGAGAGUGCUGGUGCAGGAUUCCCAAAUAGUUAAUCUGCAAGUCGAAUCAGUAGUAAAGAAAGCAAACUCAAUGCCAGCAUUUAUUUCAAGAGGGCUUGUAUACAAAAACAGGGAUGUUAUGUUGAGGCUCUAAGGCGCUAGUAAGGCCUCAUUUGGAAUAUUGUGAGCAAUUUUGGGCACCAUGGCUGAGGAAGGAUGUGCUGGCUCUGGAGAGGGUCCAGAGGUUUACAAGAAUGAUCCCAGGAAUGAGAGGGUUAACCUACAAUGAGCGUUUAUCAGCACUGGGCCUGUACUCG